GAUCUAAUGGUUUGUAGGCUCUCGGCGUGCGUGGGCCAUCCUGCGAUUCACUGACAUUCGCCGGGCGGAUUGUUGCGGAGGAAAAAAGAAGAAAGUUACUCUGACUUCUUGGACAUACUGCCAACAUGUCUGGGGAUGAAGAGAAACAGGAGCAGACCGUCGCCGAUGACUUGGUGGUUACCAAAUACAAGAUGGGGGCCGAGAUUGCCAACCAGGCCCUAAAGAUGGUGGUUGAAGCAGGUAUGGCCGGCGUCUCGGUGCUCAGCCUGUGUGAAAAAGGAGACGCCUUCAUCAUGACAGAAACUGGAAAAAUCUUCAAGAAGGAGAAAGAGAUGAAAAAAGGUAUCGCCUUUCCGACGUGUGUGUCUGUUAAUAACUGCGUGUGCCAUCACUCCCCGCUUAAGAGUGACCCCGAUGUCAUGCUCAAGGACGGGGACCUCGUUAAAGUUGACCUUGGCGUGCAUGUGGAUGGCUUUAUCUCCAACGUGGCUCACAGCUUUGUUAUUGGUGUGACCAAGGAAAAGCCCCUGACAGGCCGCAAGGCUGACGUGAUAAUCGCAGCUCAUCUAUGCGUGGAGGCUGCCCUGCGUCUUGUCAAGCCCGGAAACCAGAACACACAGGUCACAGAGGCGUGGAACAAGAUCGCAAAGUCUUUCAAGUGCUCGCCAGUUGAAGGUCUGCUGUCACAUCAGCUCAAACAGCACGUCAUCGAUGGAGAGAAAACUAUCAUCCAAAACCCAACGGACCAGCAAAGGAAGGACCAUGAGAAGGCUGAGUUUGAGGUGCAUGAAGUGUAUGCAGUGGAUGUGCUCAUCAGUACUGGAGAGGGGAAGACAAAGGAUGGCGUUCUGAGGACCACUGUUUACAAACGAGACCCUAACAAGGUGUACGGGUUAAAGAUGAAGACCUCUCGGACGUUUUUCAGUGAGAUGGAGAGACGGUUCGAUAAAAUGGCUUUCACUCUGAGAGCAUUUGACGAUGAGGGGAAGGCCAGGCUGGGCGUGGUGGAGUGUGCCAAGCAUGAGCUGCUGCAGCCGUUCAAUGUUCUCCAGGAGAAGGAGGGUGAGUUUGUAGCUCAGUUCAAGUUCACUGUGCUGCUCAUGGCCAACGGACCACUGCGAAUCACAAACAGCCUCUAUGAACCCGAACUGUAUAAGUCGGAGCACGAGGUGGAGGACACUGAGUUGAAGGCUUUGCUUCAAAGCUCAGCCAGUCGAAAGGCGCAGAAGAAAAAGAAAAAGAAGGCCUCAAAGACUGCAGAGAGUGCAACAGGACAGUCAAUGGAGACUGAAGCUGCAGAAUAAAUUUCCCAUUGAACAAUUAGUGACGCACCCCAAGAACAGACGUCAUAUUCGCUUCUGUCGCAGCUGUCGGAGGCACUUGUGGCAAAGCAACACCUGUGAAAUCAAAACAGAUGUCAGUCUGGGAUAAGGCUGCUUCUAAAUUCUUUCACCUUAAAACAGACACACUGACACAUCCCAAGUAAAUCUCAUCGUCCUUGAGACGGAAUUUGUGUCUGCAACAUUGGACACAACUCAUCGAGACAAAAAUUCUUACAGGGACAUUAGCCUUUUGAGCUUGAGCCUUCAUCCCACUUUUCCACAUGAAAAGAUCUUGUCAAAUAAAAUAAGUCUGACUGAGAUGCCAAGGAUGAAGAAUGGUCAAUACAGUGUUAGUUUGAUAGCCUCCCUGAGACCCGAGGCCAUGGCAAAGAAAUGGAACUUCAACUUGUGUGGUCAUAAUGUCAUCAGAAUCAUCAAUCUUGAUGUAACUACUAUCACCCGAGUUAUAGUUAUCACCAACAGUAAGUUAAUGUACUGCUCCAUCUUUGUGUACACCUCUAGGCAUCCAGGAUACUUGGUUGGCAUUAUUGAUCACAAGACUGACAGGAGGACGCAUGCUCCAACCUGUCAUAGGUUCUGCAUUCAGUCUUGUGCCUCCAGCAGGUCUGACAGUCUGUGUUUACAUAAGAAGUACAGAUAGGGAUGCUUUUGUAAAAACACCACAGUUUCAGAGACUAUUUUUGGAAUGAUUAAAAAUCCACCUGACAUCA
Messenger RNA from Phycodurus eques (leafy seadragon), 2053 nucleotides. It is a transcript of the gene pa2g4b, whose product is annotated as proliferation-associated 2G4, b. NCBI's taxonomy places the organism in Eukaryota, Metazoa, Chordata, Actinopteri, Syngnathiformes, Syngnathidae. The record is from RefSeq and is a predicted model, not a curated record. The coding region runs from base 126 to 1304 and encodes 392 amino acids. The transcript has 13 exons.